Messenger RNA from Eleginops maclovinus (Patagonian blennie), 2297 nucleotides. RefSeq names its product translocation associated membrane protein 1 (gene tram1). Gene Ontology annotation, biological process: protein insertion into ER membrane; SRP-dependent cotranslational protein targeting to membrane, translocation. Gene Ontology annotation, cellular component: endoplasmic reticulum membrane. The coding region runs from base 156 to 1265 and encodes 369 amino acids. The transcript is spliced from 11 exons. The record is from RefSeq and is a predicted model, not a curated record. Lineage: Eukaryota; Metazoa; Chordata; Actinopteri; Perciformes; Eleginopidae.
CCGUCUGAAGAGUGACACGCCAUUCAAUCCGCUGCCCGACGCUGGGAGGAAGCACCGAGUCUCUGAGCGUUAAUCAUUAUUAAUAACACAGUCUCUAACAGACAGCAGCUGCGCGAGGAAGAGGAGAGGAAGAAGAGCCACCGAGUCCUGUCGACAUGGGGAUCCGAAAGAAGACUACCAAGACCCCUCCGGUUCUGAGCCAUGAGUUUGUGAUCCAGAACCAUGCAGACAUUGUUUCCUGUGUUGCUAUGGUGUUCCUGCUGGGGCUGAUGUUCGAGGUCACCUCGAAGUUCGCCGUGCUCUUCAUCACCGUGCAGUACAACGUCACCAUCUCUACGAACGGCCCAGAGGAGACGGCGGUGAACCACUUCCACCACGGCAUCAAAGACCUGGCCACCACCUUCUUCUACAUGCUGGUGGCCAUCAUCAUGCACGCCAUCAUCCAGGAGUACGUACUGGACAAAAUCAACAGGAAGAAGCACUUCUCCAAAACCAAGCACAGCAAGUUCAACGAGUCGGGGCAGCUCAGCGCCUUCUACCUGUUCUCAUCCGGCUGGGGCACGAGCAUCCUGCUGUCCGAGAACCUGCUGUCCAACCCGGUCUCGCUGUGGGAGGGAUACCCACACACACUCAUGCCGUUCCAGAUGAAAUUCUACUUCAUCUGUCAGCUGGGCUACUGGCUGCACGCUCUGCCAGAACUGUACUUCCAAAAGACAAAGAAGGAGGAUAUUCCUCGGCAGCUCGUCUACAUCUUCCUUUACCUCGUCCACAUCGCCGGCGCCUACAUCCUCAAUCUGAACCGCCUGGCUCUGGUUCUGCUGGUUCUGCACUACGUCAUCGAGCUGCUGUUUCACGUGUCCCGACUCGUCUACUUCAGCAAUGAGAACCGACAGUCGGGCUUCACACUCUGGGCGGUUCUGUUCGUGCUGUGCCGGCUGCUCACUCUGUCGCUGUCCGUCCUCACCGUGGGCUUCGGACUCGCCACCUCCGAGAACCAGGGCUUCGAUCUGUCUGCAGGAAACUUUAACAUCAUCUUUGUCCGGAUCACUGUCCUGGCGGCCAUCUGCCUGACGCAGGCCUUCAUGAUGUGGAAAUUUAUCAACUUCCAGCUGCGGCGGUGGAGAGAGCACGGCCAGACGCAGAGCCUGAAGAAGAAGCAGGUUCCCGCCAAGAGCAAAUCAAAGAAAGACAAAGCCAAUGGAGUAAACGGAGUGAACUCCAACGGAGCGGAUUCACCGAGAGCGAGGAAGGAGAAGUCGUCAUAAAUACAUACAUUUACCCCCCCCCCCACACACCCCCACUUCCUCCCCCGUAAAUCCCCCACAAUGCAUUUCCAACGCGCCGCUAUUUCAGGCGACCCUGCUCUGCUGUGCCAUUUCAUACGAAAACCAAUUCUGAAAUAAAAUCCGAAAAAAAGAGCUUAUUUAAGAAGUGCCUAUUGAGACCGAGUGUUUUGUACAGGGUGUGUUAUUAAAAAAAUCAGGAAUAAUGACUGUUUAAUGCCCCCCCCCAUAUAAUUUCAUGCUUAAUGUCCUAAAUGGUGUGUAUUCAAGUUGUGAUUCAUCCCCCUUUAUUUUGUAUUUAUACCUGCAAGCCUGUAAACUUUGAAUUUCCCCAUUAUAUCUUACAUUUUUCACAAACUGAGUUGCACACAGUCUGUUUACACCUCAGACUCUCAGAAAGGAUAGUUUUUCCACAUGUCAGCGGCCAAAAACAUGGGAAAAUAAGGUAUAAAGUGUAGGUAUAAACACACUCACAGUUCAGUAUUUCUGCAGAGUGUCCUGAUGUAGCAUUGCAUUUCUGCAGCUUUAAGAGAUAUUCCUUAAUGUUAAAUGAUCCUGUCGACACACAAACACACUUUCUGUUUUAUUUCUGAGUCAUUUAACAUCAUUUUAUAGUUUAAGUUCAGGCAUUACCACCCCUCAAGUGUGUUUGAUUUGUAUGGUUCUUGCUGUGUAAAUGGAUUCCGGGUUUAUCCUGUAUUUUCUGGCCGUAUUGCUUCUCCUUCACCACUUCCUCCUGUCUGAGUUCUUGUUAAAGAUAUUCUGUUUAGCUCCUCUUCCCCCCCACCGCUGUAGACCGUGCCAAAUGAGCCUGGUUGACAUAUGAUGUAUGCCGUUCACUCUCACGUGCCAUUAAAUGAAUCACCAUGGUAACACUGGCUCAUUAACUAAUUGUACACUUCAGCAGAGUAUGUGCUUUUAUCAACUGGUCCUGAUGGUUUGUCUGACAUACAGAGAAAUAAAAUGUUUUAUUGAAAAAAGGUUGUGUUUAUUAAAUAAACUAGUAUCACACAA